UGACUUUUCUACUUACACUAUGGAUAUCUGGAAGUCCGAAAUCCAGGGCCAUACAUAAGAAGAAAAAGAAGUAGAUAUGUAUCAAAAAAUUUAAGGACUGAAGACAAUUAUUUACUAUCAUAAGAAAAAGUACAUAUCCAUGUCAUUUUUUUUAUUUUAAUUAAAUAUAACAGUGCUAUUCAAUUAAAAUUCGUACGAAAAAUGUGAACAACAUAAAAUGGUACGCACACGAUCUUACAGUACUAAUAAAAAUAUCAAUAGUUGUUCUGCAAGUGUAAUAUGUGUAAUGAACAGAGAAGAGAACAAAUGAAUUAUUUUACGUUUGUUCGUAUUUUACAUAUAAACAUAAUAGUAACACACGAAAAAUCUCAGUAUCGUUAAAGCAAGGAUUUUUAUUGAUCAGUAUGAAUUAAGUGAUGGCACCUGCAAAAGACAUAUGGAUCAGACGUUUUAUAAUUACCGAAACAAAACGGCACAAGAAAGGUUUUACAGUCUACAAAGUUACUUCUAUGAUAUUUCUGAAAUCCUCUCACGAAGAGGUAUCGAAAGUGUCUGUAUGGAAACGUUACAAUGAUUUCAAGAAGCUUCACUCAGAGCUCAGUCACUUGCACAAACGUUUAGGAACAAAGGAGAGCUUUCCAAUUUUUCCCAAGUCGAAAUAUUUUGGCAGAUUUGAAGCUGAAGUUAUAGAGGAGAGGAAAAAAUAUGCUCUGAAAUUUUUGGAAUUUGUCGGACGAUAUUCAUACUUAUACUCUAGUGAUAUCUUCAUAACAUUCUUCGAUAGUCACGCAGAUAAUUAUACCAAUGAUUGUGCACAUUCCUUGAGUUCUGAUACGUCUGAAGACGACCGCAUUGUCGCUUUGAGUGAUUCCGUGCCUGUAAAUGAUAUUACAGUGCAAAAUACCUUUCAAGUUCCACUAAAAGCAUCUCAGAAUGUAUUGACAAGUUCAUGCUCCACUUUGUCAAGUGUUAUUUGCGCAAAUAAAAAUGAGUUUACAGUGUAUCGAAGAAAAAAUGAAUCUCAUGGCAGUAUUACACAAAAUGUUAAUGUUAAUAGAGAAGAGCAAGGCUGUAAGACAUCGAAAUUGCGUACGCAAGAUACCAUUACUAAACAUUACAAUGCUCAUCAGAACAAAAGUUUGGAUAAAAAUGAUGUAACGACAUUCAACGAUGUGUCAGGAUUUGAUAGUCUGAACAAUAAUAUCAAUAAACCUUUUUCAAAUUAUAAUACACAUUCUGUAAUAUUACAUAAGGAAGUAAAUGUUUCUCAGGCACAGCCAGAUUCUUCACAAUAUCUUUUGAUAGCCGCUGCUCAUAUGAGUGCAGCCUUCAAACAUGAAUCUAUAACGGAAUACGAGGAAGCUUUCACGCAAUAUAAAUUAGGAAUAUCAUGCCUAAUAAAAGGUGUACAGUUUGAUCCAGACAGUACAAGAGUACCAGCUAUAAAAGAUAAAAUAUCAAAGUAUUUAGAGCGGGCUGAACAACUGUAUAACCAGCACUUAAAUUGUAACAUCUCAAUAGUGAAUAAACCGAUAUCAGAACUGCAAUAUUAUAAAGUACUUAAAAUAAUGAAAUCCGUAAUGCUCGUAAUGGAUAUACGUACAAAUUGUAAUAAGAUAAUCAAGACUGUAGAAAAAUCUUGUAUUUACAAGGAUAAUAUAAGCAAUUAUGUGUUACACAAACAAGUACCUUAUAUGGUACAUCUGUACGCGUGUGUUGAAACGGAAACUACUGUAUUUUUAGUCCUUCAGUAUGCAAGUUGUGGAAGACUAUGGGAUUUCAUAAGACUACACUACAAGAUGUCUGAUAGUUCGUGUGAUAUAAUUUCAAAUUGUACGUAUACAAAUAGAGAUAACAAUGAAGAAGUCAAUAGCAUUGAAAAUACUCGUGGACCAAAUAAAGCAAAUCAAAUUAUAAAAAACAAUGAUGAACAGGGAGAUUAUCAAUGCACAACAGAUGUUCAAAAUGAAAUUUAUAUGGAAAUGCCUACUAUACAAUUAUUAGAAAAAUCACAAGAAUUAUUACAAUCUGUUAACGCGACAUUGAGGAAAAGUAAUUCCAUCGCAAAUCGAUUAAACGAGUACAAGGAAUUAAGGCAUUUAGAAAGUAUACCGCUGAAUGAGAGACCAGUCACACAGAUCUCUGAAGAAUCAUUUCUUGCGUUAUCUAAUGUUUAUUGUAAUAAGUCAUCAAAUAAUAUAAAGAUAAACGACAUUAUUGUUGUAGAGAAACCUUCGACAAAAAGUCUCGUAAAGAACAAAGAUCUGAAAGGCAAUAAUUCCUUAUUAACAAACAAUAAGGAAAAUCCAAAUAUGUCGAGAAAUAUUUAUUCGUCUGUAUUAAAUGGAAGUUGUUUGACUCGCAAUUUCUACAAAAAUAAUAAAAUGGAUAAUAUAUUAUGUAACAAUUCAAAUUCGAAUUCAAAGACACAAUUUCCAAUGCAAACUGUCUCGACCAAUAAUAUAGUACACAUCUGUGAGAAUAAUAAUACAGAAAGUAUGACCGAACAAAUAAAUUUAUCAAAUGUUAACUGCGGAAUUAAUGAAAUACAUUAUCAGUAUGAAGAGAAUAAUGUAGAUGAAGAACAAGAGUUUUGGCAAAUACCUGAAGCUAAGAUCCGAUUAUGGGCGGCUGAAAUUCUUUUAGCUUUAGAAGCACUUCAUCAGCAGAACAUUUUGAUUCUUGAUUUUAAACCUGAUAAUAUUCUUCUUGAUGAUACGGAACAUAUUCGGCUUACUUACACUAUACCGCAGCGCAAUAUUGAUUUAGCUAAACUAACGUAUCCAUAUUCGUCACCCGAAUCAGUAAUUUUCUCUCCGACUAUACUCGUUACAUCUGCUACAGACGUUUGGAGUUAUGGAGUUAUUUUGUAUGAACUACUUACUGGCACUAUGUUUAUCAGGACGCAUCCAGGAUCUUUUCAUUCACAUUCCACAAUUACCAUUCCUAGUAGAUUAUCGGAAAAUGCAAAUUCCUUGCUAUACGGUAUGCUGAAAUAUAAACCGGAAGAACGAUUAACAAUAGAGGAAAUAAAGCGUCAUCCAUUUUUUGCAGAAAUUGAUUGGUUAAAUAUAACCAAUCCCCAAACUUAAUGCUUUAUAUAUAUAUAUAUAUAUAUAUAUAUAUAUAUAUAUAUAUAUAUAUAUAUAUGCAGGGUGUCAGAAAACUAAAACUUAUGCUCUCGUGGGUUGAUAGAGUAAGUCAUACUGAGAAGAAAAGUCCUUUAUCAUUUUUCAUUAUUCGCAAUAGUUAUCGAAAUAAAAAUUAAUAAAGUUCGUCAAAUAAGCGCGUAUUUUCCCUACCCACCGCACGCAGAGACUGUCCGUCCGUUGCCAAACCACAGCCAGCCGCGACAGGCGGCGCUGUGAGGCGAGUAAGCCAUUGUUGCUUCUCCCUUCUCAUCGCGGUCGGGCGGUCUCUACGUGCGGUGGGUAGGAAAAAUACGCGCUCAUUUAACAAACUUUACUAAUUUUUAUUUCGAUAACUAUUGCGAAUAAUGAAAAAUGGUAAAGGACUUUUCUUUUCAGUAUGAUUUGUUCUAUCAGCCCACGAGAGCAUAAGUUUUAGUUUUCUGACACCCUAUAUAAUCAAGGAAUUAAUGAAUUUUGAUUUGUUAUAAUUCCAUAAAUAUUUUCAUAAGUAUUAUUAUUACAUAAUGGAGAUACAAAUCGAUCUUAUAGACAAAUAAAAAUGUAUCUCAAUAUAAACAGUAGUCACUUAAAUUAUGUAUAUAAUAUAAAAAUAUUAAUUUCAUCAUAAUAAUAAAACUUAUGUUACAUAAUUA
Messenger RNA from Solenopsis invicta (red fire ant), 3784 nucleotides. RefSeq names its product ribosomal protein S6 kinase delta-1. The transcript is spliced from 6 exons. The coding region runs from base 417 to 3092 and encodes 891 amino acids. Gene Ontology annotation, biological process: protein phosphorylation. Gene Ontology annotation, molecular function: phosphatidylinositol binding; ATP binding; protein kinase activity. The record is from RefSeq and is a predicted model, not a curated record. NCBI's taxonomy places the organism in Eukaryota, Metazoa, Arthropoda, Insecta, Hymenoptera, Formicidae.